This is a messenger RNA of Caenorhabditis angaria, 853 nucleotides long. NCBI's taxonomy places the organism in Eukaryota, Metazoa, Nematoda, Chromadorea, Rhabditida, Rhabditidae. The record is from the annotation of a GenBank genome assembly.
AUGGCAAUAUUAUUACUAUUAGCAAUACUACUUCGUUUUCAAGAAACUUUUCAGGAUGAUUCGAUAGAAGAUACGGUAUGUUACAGAUUUCGAAAAUGGGCGAAAAAACGCCUUUUUUUUUGAAAGUUAUGCUCUCAAUCGGAAGCUUUGUGAAUUUUUUUUUUGAGAAAUCUAAUGUAAGAAAAAAUAAAUUCAGGUAGAGCUGCUGCAAUGCAAUUUUUGCGUUCAUUCUCGAAAGAAAAAAGAUGUCACCGAUGGUGUAAAGCAAGAACCGGAUUGUAUGAAUCAUUUGAAAUUUCUAUCAAGACCUGAUUUGAGAAGAACUUGUACUCAAUCAGAAAAGUUCUGUGUUUCAGUUGUCACGAAUUUGAAUGGAUUUUUCAUAGAAGUAGAACGAGAUUGUGCAGAAGAUUGCGAAGAAGGUGAGACAUUUUCUAGAUUAAGAACAAAACGAACGUUAAAAAUUAGAGAACGUCCUCCAAAGAGCGAAGAAAAACAUGAAAAUUGGAGUUGAACGCGUUGAAUGAAAAAAAAUUGGGACAGCCCGCACACAGUAGUCAUAAAAGAGAAUCCACACAAGACCAUCGUCCAUAAUUAGCCAAUGCGCCUUUAAAUACCGUAGUAAAAUAAUACAUUUCUGUUUGAAUUUUCUUUUUUUUAAUUUUCUGUUCUUUUUUCAGGGUGCGAUCAACAUGGUUAUGGAUUAUUUCAUACAGAAUGUACACGAUGUUGCAAAGAACCACUAUGUAAUGAAUUCGAUGGUCGACAAUACUAUGAACCUCUUUCGGCAUCUCAACUCAAAUUUUAUUAUGUUUUUUAUUGCAAUUUUUUAUUAUUAUUCUUAUUUUCCUGA